UGAUGCUCAGACAGUGAAGUAUUCCCAAGUGGAGGCAAAUCAUCUUGAGAGUGUCUGUGAAAAUCUUGCGCGAUGGCCAUGAGUGUGCUUCCUCUGGCUCUCCUCACCAUCCUCUGUGGAUUAUGUGUCAAUGCGGAGUACCACGGGGACGUGGGUGUGGGCAUCUCUCCCUGGACGUACAGCAAUAUCCAGAGAAUUCAGAGUCUCGAGGAGAGAAUCAAUCAAUAUCGUCGCUUCAUCAUACAUCUGUUUGGGAAGUUGCCCGGAUCGUGUGAUUUGUUGCGCAUCUUCGACGACUACUCCACGCCACGCUAUCUAGAUCAAUCCCCGGACAUACAGCAUCUCAUGGACAAACUCCAACCCGCCAGUGCGGAGAAUCACCCCGGAAACCCAACGCCAGACCCCAAGAAGACCCUGCUCGACGUGCUGGAGAUCUACCUGGACUUCACAGCCUACGUCCUGGACCCCGUGUCCGCGGAGGGCAUCGAGCGGAAUCUCCGGAGGAGUUGCGAGAGUGACGCGCCGCUGGUCAGCGACAAGCGCAGUGACGAAAAGGUUGUGGGCAAGAAGAUCAAGUUCCACUCUUGGGGCGGCAAAAGGCACCUCCCGAAUCUCGACAGUGGCUACAGGAUCAUCACAAGAACACCCUUUCACUCCUGGGGCGGCAAGAGAGCCUCACCCAUGGAUCUGCUCUACAACGACUUGUAUUAAAUCAUCCUCUCCAUGUCAGUUCUCCAUGAUUAGGUGUAGAGUUGAAGCGUCUCUCAAAUAAAUAUGCAUGUGAAUAAAUUCUAGGAGCAAACUCACCAUGAUUUACUU
Messenger RNA from Phlebotomus argentipes, 819 nucleotides. RefSeq names its product leucokinins-like. The coding region runs from base 73 to 711 and encodes 212 amino acids. NCBI's taxonomy places the organism in Eukaryota, Metazoa, Arthropoda, Insecta, Diptera, Psychodidae. The transcript has 2 exons. The record is from RefSeq and is a predicted model, not a curated record.